Messenger RNA from Coregonus sp. 'balchen', 21055 nucleotides. Lineage: Eukaryota; Metazoa; Chordata; Actinopteri; Salmoniformes; Salmonidae. The record is from the annotation of a GenBank genome assembly.
AGAGAGAGAGAGAGAGAGGAGAUUGACAAGGAUAGAUUGACGAGGAUAGAGAGAAAGCCCUGCUGUCACUGGCUAGUUUAGUGAUUCCAGCUCCACUGAAGGCGACCGUCUUCCAUUCUCCCGUCCACCACCUGUUUCUUCUGGGCCUUUGGGCCGCACAGCAUGAGGCAACUACCAUGGGCUUUAAGGAAAACUUCUCGGAGAUUGAUCCUGUCACUUUGAACCUCUGCAUCCUAAUCGCCAGCUAUGUUAUCUUGCUUCUGGUGUUCCUGAUAUCUUGUAUAAUGUAUGACUGCCGGGGCAAGGAUCCAACCAAGGAGUAUGCGCCGGAUCCUGUGCCUACCCAAUCCCCCAUCAGACUGGUGGUGAUGCAGCAGACCACCCCUUCUCCACAACAUCAACGCUGGGACCAGACUAAUAUGGUCACCUCAUACGAGCCUCAGCCCAGUCCAGACUUCAGGGAGAAGAAGAGCACCAUGGUCUAGAAGGACUACUGUGGUGCUGAAUAACUCAGUCCACCACCCGUUGGAAUUAUCGCAGCGGGAUAAACUUUUGUACAUAUAUGUUUUUUUAAAAUCUGUUUAUACAUUUGUUUUUUAGACUGUAUUCUUCCCUGGAAGCCAGAACAAUGCUAGGAUUGGACCUGCAGAAGACCAGUCUGAGACGGUAAGAGAGUGGCGUGUGUGUGCAGUGUUGAUGCACAUGAAAUCCCUCUUUUAGAAAGCUCUGGUGGAUCACAGAAGCCUACAGCAUAUUCUAAAAGAAGAAAUGACACAACUGAUAAUCAACAUGGAAUUCCUUGAGCUGUCCUAUUAACAGUGGUUUGUGUUACAAGACAUGAGAGGGAAAUGCAAUUGACUGAAAAAUGGUUGCAGUUUUCAAACCUUAUCUUUGCAUGUAGCUCAACUAUAAUUUACAUCACAAAAUGCCUCAGUGUUUAAAUUUGUUACAAAGUAUUACCAGAUAAUUUCUCAUUUUAAAGAGAGACAGGUCUGUCCCCUCUCAGUGAGCGUUCGUUGUCAUCUUGCUUCACUAUUUUGUCAAAUGUUACUUGAUAGAAAUUUGUAUGAUGCUCUGCCAGUGGAAUGUUUUCAUCAACGACAGACUUGUUGCCCUAUCUCAAUCAGGACUCAGGAGGAGUGCAUUACAAAGUGUGCCCUGGCAUUUUCAGAUUAGGAGAUUGCCCAACAUUUCCUGGUAGGUGUAGCGCCUUGUUUAUAGGGAAACUAAGGUAGCCAUUAGCCAAUUACAUAACUUGAAAGUGGUGAUCCUAACUGACCUCAGACAGGGAAUCUUUACUAGGAUUAAAUGUCAGGAAUUGUGAAAAACUGAGUUUAAAUGUAUUUGGCUGGUGUAUGUAAACUUCCGACUUCAACUGUAUCUGUUGCUUGGUGUAACAUUAUAUGGAUUUUAAAUUGUCAAAUCAAAUAUUCUAAAGGCUAUUCCUUUUCAUUCUGUAUGAGUGAGUACAGGGCCUCCUGUAGCUCAGUUGGUAGAGCAUGGCGCUUGCAACGCCAGGGUUGUUGGUUCGUUUCCCCCGGGGGGCCAGUAUGAAAAAAGUAUGCACUCACUAACUGUAAGUCGCUCUGGAUAAGAGCGUCUGCUAAAAUAAAAAAAUGUACUGUAUAUGAUUUACUAGAUAGCCCAAUUUAUGCACAGAUUCUUUGACUGAGGUUGUGUGAUUCCAAUGUUUUUCCUCUUUUAUUCUGACUGGCAGUGUUUCCAUUUGGCGUCUGUGUUAUAGGUAUAUGAGAUGCUAGAGGUGGUCUGUCUUUUGUUUUGUUGUCCUAAUGCUGAAAGGGGAGAAUGCAUCCACAAUGCAGGCCUCAUGAGGACUGGUAGGUUUGGAUUGUCGUGGCCAUACAUUCUCCUCCCACAAUUCACUAGGCCAUCACAGACUCCAUUGAACGACAACAGUAUAUUGUGAGACAGAGGUUGUAAUUAACACUUAUCCAAUUAUUCAGUCAAUCUGCUUGAAUUAGGAACUCUAAAAGAGAGUGCAAGCUGAGGCUAUAAACUGAAUUAAGCCAUUGCAUGUAAUAUAAUUAAACGCCUGUAAUCAUACAUUCACUCGAAGGUGUGACGGAAACCCGUAGUAGUCACUGCCAAAACUAGCACCUGUACACACCGAAAUAGCUUUGCCCAUGCCAUCUUACUUGGAGCAUAAACAAAUUAAGCUGUUUUAGUCCUUGUACUUAGAAAUGCUACAUGUAUGCACCUUGCCCUGAGCUGACAAAGCUGGCAAAGCAGCUCCAAUAGCUUGAUUACAGUACAACAACAACACCUACAGUACCAACAUAAUAUUACAGUACAACAUCAACACCUACAGUACCAACAGAAUAUUACAGUACAACAUCAACACCUACAGUACCAAUAGAACAUUACAGUACAACAACAUCAACACCUAGGGAAUCACACCAUCUCCGUAUCAGUUAUUGACAGAGAAAGACACUUACAUUUCUUGAAGUAUUUUACUUGAGAAAAUGUAUUUCUCAAAAGCUGGAAUCAAGAGAUUCCAAGUGAUGAGAUACACUCUAGCAAUCUGAAAGGAUCAUGUUCAGCUGAGUAUUAAGAUGAAUGAUUACCACUGAGAUAGAAUACCACAGAAUCCCAUCUAAGAAUCUACUGUAUGGGAACAAAUAAUUGUAACUUUUAGAAAAGGCAACAUGUUUAAUGUGAACAUAAAUCCAAAUGUUACAAAUAUCUGAAAAUGCUUGUAAUAGUUUUUCAACAGUGAAGAGCAAUGUUGCACCAAUGUAUUAGCUGGGUGCAGGCCGGCUCUCAUGCCUCUAUGCAGAGACUACACCAGUAAUCCUUUGCUACAGGGGGCAAUGUGCUUUGCACCGGUUAAGAACACGCCAUACUCAGCUUGUUAGCUACUAGAUCAUUUAUUAACUCUGUUGAGGCUGGGACACAACACAGGCUCUAUCUUACUUUACAGAAGUUUGAUUUGAUGAUUGAAAUGGGCAUUGAUAGCAUGGCUAUCAUAUACACUAAUAUAUCCACCAUGCCAUGAAUUGUAAAAUGUGUUCAUUUAGUUGUUUAAUCUCUUUACUAAAACCUCAAAGGGCACAGCUAUGUAUUUAGAUGUUUUGCCUUUUCACAUUGACAAUAUUGUUUCAUUAAGCAUCUGAAUAUCACACCUUUACAUUUUUUGUCAUCUUUGUUAUUCUAAGUGUGCGGAUGUGGAUAUACCGUGGCUUUUCCUAGAGGUGUUUCCGGCCUGUUGUAAUCCAUAGUAUUGGGAUUCCCAUGUCUUCCCUUUUUAAAGGUACUGCAUUUCAGCAUGAAACAGUAAACCAAUUACAGAGCUGUUUAACCCUGGCAUCACGUGUCUUCACAAAGCCUCUGUUAUCCUGUGGGUAGUCCCACCAGUGUCUGUCUUACAGUAGCCACUAAAGAUGUCAUAUUAACAGCAUGGCCUGCGGUGUGCAUGUACACUACAGUACAUUGCCAUUGGACAGUAUGGAGCAUUAUUUAGUACUGUUAUUCUACAUGGCGUAGAGAGCUUUUACGUCCUGGCAGAGGACUUCGUUGGGCAAGCUUUGAGUGUUUAAAAGCAAUCAAUGAAAAUAGGUCACACACAUACUCUACAGUAUGUGUAGCCAUAGUGUGACACAGAGGGUAAAUCUUGUCAGAUGCUUAACAUAAUACCUGACCCGAGGGACCUUUAACCUCACUUCCCCUGUAACAUGAGCUCUUUCACUUGCACUGUUGUCGUGGCUAGUGGAGGAAGUGAAAUGGGUCUUCAGGUUGUUGACUGUGAGCAGAGUGGUGUAACCGAUGAACUCUGCAUGUGCCUCAAACAUGUAACAGUGUCAGAAAUAGAAUGAGCUAAACACUGUUUUAUAGCAUAUUUAUAAACCCAGGGACACUAUACUGAGCUGCUAAACCCUGUGUUUGUAUUUACAUUUAUAUUUUAGUCAUUUAGCAGACGCUCUUAUCCAGAGCGACUUAGUGAGUGCAUACAUUUUUCAUACUGGCCCCCCGUGAGAAACGAACCCACAACCCUGGCGUUGCAAGCGCCAUGCUCUACCAACUGAGCUACAGAAUGCCAACCUCCAUGUCUCAGUCCUGUAUCGCAUUAGGGGUGUUAGCAUGGCACCAUGGGGAACUGCAGCCUUGCAGCAAGAACAAGGAAACGCUAAACCCUAACAUAUGGCUGCUCGCAUCCUCCUGUUGUCUCUGCUAAUGUCAUUCUUAAAAACUCUGCCUGCCUGCCUCCCACCAUCUCAGCUGUACUUCCACAGCUCGUAAACAAUGAGCUCCUCCUGGGCUAGAUAAACCACAUUUGAACUGUUCGGUGCAUGGUGUACCCUAGGGAUAGGAUCUUGUGCAAGAAGUGGAUUUUACUUUCAUGAACUACGUACAAUACACAUUAGGCUUACUUUUGUAAUCCUUUGGCAUCACAACAUAUAAAACCAGAGAGAUGAAUUCAUACUCAGAGGCUUACCCGUCUGUCCAAAUAUGACAUGUGAAAUCUUUCUCUAAGGAGUUGAUUAUGCAUCUUAUUCUGAGUUUACUAAUGCAAACAUUUAAAAUUGGAUACAUUUGGGAACGUUGUCUUCACAUGCAUAAAUGUGCUGGUUAUUAAUGGUUCUGAAGGGUUUGUGCAAUGCCACUGCUGUGAAGUUGGGUCAGUAUGGGCUUAUGUUUCACUCUGGUUGUAAUAGCCCAAAGAUUAAAAAAAACUGCAGAUAUUUGUCAGUUUAAAACUCAUUGAGCCUGCAUAUCGCACUUAAAGUCUUAUGUAAACAGCUAUGAGUUGUGUUAUCUAAUGCUGUUCCUGAAUGAUCCAGUUACAUUAUUGACUCUGUUAUGUAACUCUGUGGGUUAGAGAGUGCUCAUCAGAUACCUUGCUGAGUUACAAUACUGACACUGUUAUGUAACUCAGCUGGUUAGAGUGCUCAUCAGAUACCUUCAGUGUUGGGGAAGCUACUCUGAAAAAUAUGUUACCCAAGCUACCAAUUACUUCACACUGGAAGAAGUUAAGGUACACUAAAGGUACCCUUUAGAAAAACAUAGUUUACUUAACUAAAGUUACCUAGAAAAAGUAGUUCACUACAUCCAAACUACUUUGUGAAAAAUUAUCAUAUGUAAAUCUGAAAUGUCACAGACUACAAAUUGCAAGAACAGUUCACUCUGGAGUCAGAUGUUAACAGAAUGUGUAAUUUAGCCUAUUAAACACAAAAAAAGUGAGAAUUAGGCACACAAAAAGUGUUUCAAGUGAGAAUUAAGCAGGUCUGAUGCAGAAAAAGAAAGUAAAUACUUGCCUACUUCACCCAUAUUUUGAUUUUAGCAAAAAAAAGUAGUGUGUAGUUCAAUUAGUUAGCUACACCACUACAUGGCAAAAAAAAGUAAUUAACUACUGAAAACACUACCAAGAUGUGAAUUUAGUUCAACUACCACCAAGCUACUGCAAAAUGUAAUUGAAUUACUAGUUGAACUAAAUGUAGUUCACUAGUCCCCAACACUGGAUACCUUGCUGAGUUACAAUACUGGUUAGAGAGUGCUCAUCAGAUACCUUGCUGAUGUGCAAUUCAACAUAGACUAGCAACACAUUGUUUUGUGUCCUGUCCACAUACAGCACAACACAAUUACCCAUAGGGACAUAUUUGCAUCUGAUAACAUUGUGAAUUAAUCUCUGUGCAUGCAAAUAAACAUCUGUUGAAACAGGGCCUAUGAUGUAAUAUCAGUUUAUUUGCUCAAGUUUAUUGACACUGAGAUAAAAAGUCAAUACUAGAAGGCUAAAUUUGGGAAAAUUAAAUGAUUCAAUCAUGACACAGGAACGUGAUAUUGGACUCAAAAUAUACAAAUAUUGUGUCUGUUGAUGCAUGUUCAGGUGGUCCUCACCAUUUAUACAAUUUAUAUUCUUGAAAUUAAAAUCUGAUUUCAAACCUAACCCUAACAUUAACACUAACCUUAACCUCACUGCUAACCUUAUGCCUAAACCUAACCGUAAUUUAAGACCAAAAAGCUACUUUUUGUUCUCAUGAAUUUUUACGAUAAAGCAUUUUGACUUUGUGGUUGUGGUAACUAGUGGAAACCCAUUCUCAGGGUUGCUGGUUGAAAAACAAAAAUAACUACUACUGUUACAUAUGUCUAUCAUGGUGUGAGAUUUUGAGACCUCCUCCAGCCACCUACACUGUCAUCAGAUCUUUGAUUGGUCUGAUAGGAUGACGUCCCACACUUUUAGUGCUAUUAUUGGUUCAAGCAUUCGUCAUUCAAAAGAUCUUUGCAUGAACGAAACACAUUUCAAUCGUUAAAUAGGGAACAACGCCGGUGUCUACAGGGGGACACAAGUGUCAGGAGGAUAUGUAUUUUCUAAUUGAUAGUAUUAAUUUAAUCGAUUGACGCUCGUUAAUAUUUGCAGCAUAAAUGGUAUUAAGGAAAAUACUAAAAUAGUGUCUUGAUGUAUUGAUUUGGACUGGGGGUAUAUCGACAUGUGUACAGAGGAUUGAUUAGUUGAUGACGUUAGCUGGGCCUUCACUUUCUCUUGUUUUGGCUAGCUUUCUAAUUUCCUAUUUGGCUAGCUUGCUGAUUUCCUAUUUUUGACUGUAGUUCGCUAGCUAAAGCUUGCUUCGUGAUUUCCUCCCUUCGUUUUGCGUGAAGGCAUUGAAAUGAUGAGAGUGAACAGCCUUCAAAGGUGGGUUAGCUAAAAAUGUGGCAGUCAUCCAAUGUUUGCAUUAUGUUGAAUUUAGCUAUAGAUAGAUAGAUAGAUAGCUAGCUGGCGUUCAUUUGUUCAGGCAAGUGGUCUUGUUAACGUAAGUGAACCUAGCUAUUGGCAUUUACUGAGUCUUCUUCUUAGAUGGAUUGUUACUUUGUAGCCAUGAAUGAAGCAGAACAUUGGCUAUUGUAGCAUGCAGUACUAUAGCCUACUAGCUACAACGUUUCCCACCAGGAAACGCAAUGUAGCCAGUCUUUGGAUGUAGCACAGGUAGAUGGAAUCCGGUAAAACAAGUCGCCAUAAUUGUCCAAUCAUGGCAUUGUAAAUAAUGGGUAUAAGUCAUUGAUGAAGGGCAAUUCCAUGUUAUCAGAGCGACGCUGAGACUCACUUUUUCACUUUAAAAUGUAUGCCAAACAAAAACUAUUGAUUGCAAAGUUUAUAAAAACAUACACCUAUAUGCAAAACUAUACUUUUAACAAUUGCCACAGAAAAUUUUACAAAAACACUUAUUUGAGGAACAGUGCAGAUGCAAAGUUUGGUAACAGAAUGACAGUAAAAUCUCCCUCAGUUUUUUAUGUGACCACGUCAAAAAAAAACAUAAAUAAGUACUUCGAAUUAAGAUUCAAAGAUAUCUGUAGAAAGAAUGGGGUGUCAGCUAUGAUAUGACACCUUGAGUUUGAACAAAUCUAUUUUGGUUAUUGAACUUCACUAAGUGAAGUGGAUCAACACCCGGUAACAGAAUGACUGUAACAGAUUGACAUCAUGGGUCAUUGAUCUGUACUAUGCAGAAAUGUAUAAUUAUGAAUUUCAUUCUCUUCAUGGUGAUGUAUCCUGAAUAGGUACACAAAGGUAUAAAAAUGUAAUAUCCUCCUUUGCAUGUUUGAGUAUUAUUCUACACACUGGCUAUUAUUCUAAUGAGCUCCGCCUCCAUACAUGACCAAAUUUGGUUGGUCCAAAUCGGACCAAAUCUCUACCAAUCAUAGACGUCUAUGUUUCACAAGUUUGGACAUCACAGGAGAGCACAGUAGAGUAUAUAGUACAGCACAGUAUAGUUCAGUCCAGUAGAGUAUAUUAUACUGUACUCUACUCAUGUGCUCUACUGUACUGAACUCUACUCUACUUCCAUCUGUGUGACCAGAAAUCAAAGCCUUUGCUUAUUCCAAAUGUUUAGGAUGUAAAAUUGUUGAAAAAUGUAUCUAUGCCUUAAUUUAAAAAAAAUACAGACUCUUAGCUUUCAUUUGAUAUGCUCUUAUAAACUUCAGGUUGGUGCUCAUGGGUCCUUUUACAUGGAUUUUGGUCAAUCACUAAAAUGUGAGUGUGCCUGUAGGCCUACUUGUGUUAGUUAUAUGCUAUUUUUCUUUGAGAUGUACUUUGUCAGUCUUUGGUCUUCUCGUGUGUUAUUUUCCUGCUUUCGUCAAUUGGCAUGGUACACUGUUGCAUGAACAACCCAGAAACAGUGUUGGAACAGCACUCAAUCAGGAUGACCUCUAACACCAGUAUUGGAACAGCCCUUAGUCCUCCCCGCUAUCUGCCCCAGUAACACUUGCUGCAUGUUGCUGUAUGUUUCAGGUUCAUGAACAGGCGGGCCUCUGCUAACUGCCGCUACCAGCCCACCUGCUAUGAGCAUGCUGCAAACUGCUAUACUCACGCGGUGAGUUCACGUUCCCUAAGUGUAGGCCUACUGUACAAAAACUGGUUUUCAAAUGUCAGACCUCAAUUGUUGUUUUUCCCAUGCUUAAUUCUAUUGACAGAAUUCUACCUGGUGUUGAUAGGGUUAUGGAGAAAACACAUUUGACCAAAAACACUAUAAUUGUAGACUACACUGGGUGUAUGUUACAAGGAUAGUUUUCAACAGUUGGUAAUGUUAAUCCGUCUCCCUUUGUCUGUACCCUGCAGCUCCUCAUCGUACCAGCCGUUGUGGGCAUGGCCCUGCUGCACCGGCUCUCAGACGACCGCUGGGAGAAGAUCACAGCCUGGGUGUACGGUAUGGGCCUGUGUGCCCUCUUCCUGGUCUCCACUGUGUUCCACAUCAUCACCUGGAAGAAGAGCCACAUGAGGUGAGGAGGCAGAGGAACGUUCUAUCACACUAGACCAGGGGUCUUCAACCUUUUCUUGCCAAGGGACCACCUCCCAGGCAAAACGGUGACCCAGGGACCCCAUCAUACGUUAGCAAAUAUAUUUUUUUACAUGUCUUGUCUUAUCAUCAGGUGAAUGAUAAUGGAAAGGAGAAGGAAUCAACAUUUUAAAAUGAAUCGAUUUUUGAUUAUUUUGACCUCCCCACAUUAUAAUUGAAAGAGGAAGUGUAAACUCAUAGCCUAUUAGUUAGAAAGGUAACUCCAAACACAUUUUUGCUAAGAGCAGCUGUUUAGCUGGUUAAACAAAGGUUAACCAUGUGUUGGCAAAAAUGAAUGUCCAAGUCAAGAGCUUACCAGCAGCACUUGUUGCAAUGGUAACCUAUUCGUGGGUGCUUUUUCAAAGCCUAUGUCAGAUACUCCAGUGAGUGUAAUUUGAAGUAGCAGGUCCGACUACAGUAACAGGUCUGACUACCUGAGUUAUAGUAUACAGCACCCAGCAGAUAGUCAUUUUAAUUGGAUACUAGGUAUGAGUGGGCAGACACAAUCAAAGGCCAAAGAGAGAAAUACUGAAUUAUUGGUCUUGAUUCUAGGUCUGUGGAGCACUGCUUUCAUAUGUGUGAUAGAGUGGUCAUCUAUUUCUUCAUCGCAGCCUCCUACACACCGUGGUAAGUUCUAUUUCUAAUACCAAUUUCGAUAUGUAACUUAUGGGAUACGCCUAAGGGGCGGAUCACAAGCUCGAAGUAUCCAAUCACACAGCGUCUGUUGGAGACAGUCCGGUCGAGUGGCGAAUGAGGUGAGCCCCUCUCCUCCAUAAAGGUAGCCACUCGCCCGCCAACUGGUCAUGACCGCGUUCACUAAAAGCUCUCCUUAGCACAACUACAUUCCUGUCUUCCUAGUGAACUGUUUUCAGGCGAACUGUAAGGUUAAUGCUGCCGAACUUAGGGCCUCAGCUCUUGUCGAUAGUGUUGAGUACUGACCGAAAGGAAAGUUUUGCUUCGAGUAGAAUUCACUUUCUACUCGUUCAGCCUCCGGUUUUCAGGUAGUGCCACACGGCUAGCUACCGAGACUCGGUUAGCCCUCGCUUCGGCUAACUAGGUUAGCACACGCUGUAAGGCUUUAACUAACCACACUAACAAAUGUCUAGCUCCCGCAGCAAUGCUUAAGCUAACCUGGCUAACUAGCUGCAAAGCAAGCUAACCGCACCAGCCUUACUACCAGCAACACUACUAUUGCUAGCUCUCUUCUUCUCUCGUCUGAUUAAAAUCUACGUUUACACGUUUUUAUUAACCCCCUAAGGUUGAUGUUUGCGCCCCCGCUGAAAUAUAAUUAGCAUAAUAAUAAUUAAAAAAACCAUAAAGAUCUGUCAGGUUUAAGCCAGAGAUAUGUUUUUUUGCAUUGGAUGCGUCUCAAUCCACCGCAUCCACCUAUGUAACACUUCCGCAUCGGCGGUGACAGAGCUAGAGCAGUGUUUGUCAUACCAUGAGACAUCCCGAAAAUCGGUCUUCUCGCAAAAUCGUCUGUAGCGUCCGAACAGUUUGGGCUACACACUAAUCUAACGUACAUGUCAGUUGUUUUGCUCUAGGACGCCCACAGGCCUCACAAGAAUCGUCUGAAGGUCCCCCGGUAGCAGUCGACAAUUUUUAUGGAAGUACACUAUAUAUACAAAAGUACGUAGACACCCCUUCAAAUUAGAGGAUUCGGCAAUUCAAGCCACACCCGCUGCUGACAGGUGUAUAAAAUCGAGCACACACCCAUGCAAUCCCCAUAGACAAAAAAUGGCAGAAUGGCCUUACUGAAGAGUUCAGUGACUUUCAACGUGGCACCAUCAUAGGAUGCCACCUUUCCAACAAGUCAGUUUAUCAAAUUUCUGUCCUGGUAGAGCUGCCCCGGUCAACUGAAAGUGCUGUUAUUGUGAAGUGGAAACGUCUAGGAAAAACUCAGCCGCGAAGUUGUAGGCCGCCGAGUGCUGAAGAGCGUAGCGCGUAUAAAUCGUCUGUCCUCAGUUGCAGCACUCACUACCAAAAUCCAAACUGCCUCUGGAAGCAACGUCAGCACAAGAACUGUUCGUCAGGAGCUUCAUGAAAUGGGUUUCCAUGGCCGAGCAGCCGCAUACAAGCCUAAGAUCACCAUACGCAAUGCGAAUCGUCGGCUGGAGUGGUGUAAAGCUCGCCGCCAUUGGACUCUGGAGCAGUGGAAAACGUGUUCUCUGGAGUAAUGAAUCACGCUUCACCAUCUGGCAGUACGACGGACAAAUCUGGGUUUGGUGGAUGCCAGGAGAAUGCUAUCUGCCUGAAUUUAUAGUGCCAACUGUAAAGUUUGGUGGAGGAGGAAUUAUGGUCUGGGGCUGUUUUUCAUGGUUCGGGCUAGGCCCCUUCGUUCCAGUGAAGGGAAAUCUUAACGCUACAGUAUACAAUGACAUUCUAGACGAUUCUGUGCUUCCAACUUUGUGGCAUCAGUUUGGGGAAGGCCCUUUCCUGUUUCAGCAUGACAAUGCCCCCAUGCACAAAGUGACGUCCAUACAGAAACGGUUUGUUGAGAUCGGUGUGAAAGAACUUGAUUCCUGACCUCAACCCCAUCAAAUCUUUGGGAUGAAUUGGAAUGGCGACUGCGAGCCAGGCCUAAUCGCCCAACAUCACUAAUGCUCUAGUGGCUGAAUGGAAGCAAGUCCUCAUAGCAAUGUUCCAACAUCUAGUGGAAAGCCUUCCCAGAAGAGUGGAGGCUGUUAUAGCAGCAAAGGGGAGACCAACUCCAUAUUAAUGCCCAUGAUUUUGGAAUGAGAUGUUCAACGAGCAGGUGUCCACAUACUUUUGGUCAUGUAGUGUAUAUAUGGAGGCUGUUUAGCGCCCAAAAUAAGGGGUUAAAUACAUAUUUCUUAUAUCUCUCAGAUAUAGGAUAGACACUUCAGAACAAACUUCCUUUUAGAUUUUUUGGGGGGUGACUAUCUGUUGUACCAUGUAGUGAAUACAGUGAGGGAAAAAAGUAUUUGAUCCCCUGCUGAUUUUGUACGUUUGCCCACUGACAAAGAAAUUAUCAGUCUAUAAUUUUAAUGGUAGGUUUAUUUGAACAGUGAGAGACAGAAUAACAACAACAAAAUCCAGAAAAACGCAUGUCAAAAAUGUUAUGAAUUGAUUUACAUUUUAAUUAGGGAAAUAAGUAUUUGACCCCCUCUCAAUCAGAAAGAUUUCUGGCUCCCAGGUGUCUUUUAUACAGGUAACGAGCUGAGAUUAGGAGCACACUCUUAAAGGGAGUGCUCCUAAUCUCAGUUUGUUACCUGUAUAAAAGACACCUGUCCACAGAAGCAAUCAAUCAAUCAGAUUCCAAACUCUCCACCAUGGCCAAGACCAAAGAGCUCUCCAAGGAUGUCAGGGACAAGAUUGUAGACCUACACAAGGCUGGAAUGGGCUACAAGACCAUCGCCAAGCAGCUUGGUGAGAAGGUGACAACAGUUGGUGCGAUUAUUCGCAAAUGGAAGAAACACAAUAGUAGUGUCAGUCUCCCUCGGCCUGGGGCUCCAUGCAAGAUCUCACCUCGUGGAGUUGCAAUGAUCAUGAGAACGGUGAGGAAUCAGCCCAGAACUACACGGGAAGAUCUUGUUAAUGAUCUCAAGGCAGCUGGGACCAUAGUCACCAAGAAAACAAUUGGUAACACACUACGCCGUGAAGGACUGAAAUCCUGCAGCGCCCACAAGGUCCCCCUGCUCAAGAAAGCACAUAUACAGGCCCGUCCGAAGUUUGCCAAUGAACAUCUGAAUGAUUCAGAGGAGAACUGGGUGAAAGUGUGGCGGUCAGAUGAGACCAAAAUCGAACUCUUUGGCAUCAACUCAACUCGCCGUGUUUGGAGGAGGAGGAAUGCUGCCUAUGACCCCAAGAACACCAUCCCCAUCGUCAAACAUGGAGGUGGAAACAUUAUGCUUUGGGGAUGUUUUUCUGCUAAGGGGACAGGACAACUUCUCCGCAUCAAAGGGACGAUGGACGGGGCCAUGUACCGUCAAAUCUUGGGUGAGAACCUCCUUCCCUAAACCAGGGCAUUGAAAAUGGGUCGUGGAUGGGUAUUCCAGCAUGACAAUGACCCAAAACACACGGCCAAGGCAACAAAGGAGAGGCCCAAGAAGAAGCACAUUAAGGUCCUGGAGUGGCCUAGCCAGUCUCCAGACCUUAAUCCCAUAGAAAAUCUGUGGAGGGAGCUGAAGGUUCGAGUUGCCAAACGUCAGCCUCGAAACCUUAAUGAGUUGGAGAAGAUCUGCAAAGAGGAGUGGGACAAAAUCCCUCCUGAGAUGUGUGCAAACCUGGUGGCCAACUACAAGAAACAUCUGACCUCUGUGAUUGCUAACAAGGGUUUUGCCACCAAGUACUAAGUCAUGUUUUGCAGAGGGGUCAAAUACUUAUUUCCUUCAUUAAAAUGCAAAUCAAUUAAUACAUUUUUUGACAUGCGUUUUUCUGGAUAUGUUUGUUGUUAUUCUGUCUCUCAUUGUUCAAAUAAACCUACCAUUAAAAUUAUAGACUGAUCAUGUCUUUGUCAGUGGGCAAACGUACAAAAUCAGCAGGGGAUCAAAUACUUUUUUCCCUCACUGUAUGUUAUUCAAUGCAUUUGUAUGGGCCAAUUGCAGUAAGGCCUAAAAUAAUUUAUAAAAUUGUUUAUAUAUAUUUUUUUUUAUACUUCAAGGGGUCUUAAAAUUCCAAAUCAAAUAGCAAAAGGAUCCUUGGUAUGACCUUCUUAAAACAUUUCCAUAUAGCUUAGUAGUAACAGGUCUUAGACUCUUAUGGGGUAACUAGACCUACUGGUUAGCCUCACGGCUCUACGGUCGUGGGAGAACACCUACCCGAACUGCCGACAUGUGGUUCCCUCCGGCCAGCACUGGGCUAGCUACAGCAUGCCUUAGCAAAGUUGGCUGCUAGGUAGCCAACACAUCACUAGCCUCACGGCUGUAGCAUUCUCACUGUGCAGACCUUAGCUAGUAUUAGGUGCAAGGUCUAACUAAAGCCACAGAGCUUACACAUUGUUUUUACAACAGGCAUCUCAGCGUAGCCCUGAACUACACAAUGGCCACUGCUGCCCCAUCCCAAGACGACCCUAGCGAAGCAUGACGAGGACGGGAUUAAUCUUGUGGUCUCCUCGACUUUGAGACUGAGAUGGAGGACAAAGACACUCUUCUUCCCCCCUCUCAAGUCCCGAUGUCCCCCCGCCCCUGAGAUGGAGGAGCCACUAAUCUCCCUUUGGAGUACGGGCUCCUCCUCAACAUUUGCAAGCAAGCUGCGGCUAGACUCUGUAUCGGGUGGCCAGCUCCCAUGUGGGGCCAGGACCCCGGAAGGGACCUGCACAAUGGAAAAAUACUCCCAUCCCGCAUGGCCCCCGCUAAGCAACUGCUUCCCACGGUCACAGCCUGCCUCAGAGAGGCUAGGCGCUCAUGGGAUAAGCCCCUUACCAGCAGCAUCCUGGCUAGGGGUUCCCUAGCAAGGACAUGCACGAUAUGGAGGGAUCUGGGUUUCGCAACCCUCCCAUGGUAGAACCGUCAGUGGCUGACCACCUCCACCCCACACACUGUGCUGCUAGCACUACUGGCACUUCCCUCCCUGGAAAGACAGAGCGCUUUAUUGCCUCCAUUUUCCAUAAGACAUACAAAGCCUCAAACCUUUAAAUCAGAGACCUUAACAUGAUCUCUUUAUUGUUGGCCUACCAGGCAGAGUUACUGGAGGAUGUGGGGAAGCAACUGGAUUGCUUGGGAUGAGAUCUGUAUGAUUACAUAUCUAAACCUCUGUGCCUCCCAUAAUGCCAUCUAAGGCUGUGGUCAUACCAUGAGUCUGGUGGUGGUGUGAGAAAGGGCUAUUUGGCUAAGCUUAUCCAGCUUGACAGACAAAGAAAAAGUGGACCUCCUGGAUGCCCCUGUGACACCCAAGGAGUUGUUCGGCCUGCUGUCGCCGCCGCAUGUCGCAGAAGUGGCCUUAGCCUCACAGCAAGGAGGGGGCAACAACUGGCCUUAGGGGCCCUAAACCCUCAGCGACACAGCAGACUGCCAAUACCCAGGCUAAGCCCUUUAACCAAGGCAAACCUGAAGCCAAACAAUCCUUUUCUGCGGCCUCAGCAAGGUUCCACCCUCCUAAUCUAGGGCACAGCCCUAACUGGCAGAGGAGGAUAGUGUGCAAAGCCUACGGCCUCUCUUGGGUUUAACGUAAGCCGUGUGAGAGUGGGGAGGCACAUCUGUGAAAAAAUCGCAAAAAAAACUAUUCCCUUUGCAGCUGCGCACUUUUGUGACAUUGCUCACCUGGGAAGAUGGAGGAUGUGCACUCUUACCCCCCGAGUGCCAUCCCACUUGGACUCUCCGCUUGGCACCUUCUCAGGUUUUAGCCAGGGAUGAAAAAGUCUGCAUGUUCGUUCUCCUUCCGGUCUCUUCUGACAUACGGAGCUGGAUGACAGAUUGCCUUUUGCUAUUCUACCAUGGCUUCCUAAUUUUUCCUUGCCUUACGGCAUUGUUGCUUUUAACUAUCUUUUGCAUGAGCAACACAGUAAAAACAGGCUCAUGUGGGCACCUCCUCAGUACUACCACCAGGAGGUGCCAUCACUAAGUGAGCAAGGCAGAGGAGAAACUUGCACUUUUCUCCAUUUUCAUAGCGAUAAAUAGGAAAUCAGGUUUCCGGGGUUCACUUUAAGGACCACCAUAACCCACUGGGUUUCUCUGAGUCUUUUUUUGGGCAAUUUUAUGGCAACUUAGCUCUAUUGCUAGAAAACUAUUUGUAUUGAGCUAUAGGACAGUCUGUACAGUAUUCCAUUACUGGUACUUUCUUUUCCAAGGAAAAAUAAGAGGGGGGGAAUGGUUAACUUUGCUGGGCACUGGAGCCCCAGACAGCUAUCUGGUACACCAAGUCCACCACGCUCUGGCGUUUUUUCCUCAUCCCGUUCUUACCUGUGCUUGGUUCGCGCAGUCUGAGAUUUAGUCAGCUCCACCUUCGCUUUCAGAACGAGUGGCUGAGGAGAUCUUUGCUCUUGCUAACCCUCCCUUCCGGGGUAGGGCCAAAACAUACCAGACAUACAGGCAACUGCCAAAAUAAAGGAAACAACACAAAGUGUCUUAAUAGGGUGUUAACAGCCUCAAUGUGCCUUGGCAUAGUUUCUGCAAGUGUCUGGAACUCUAUUGAAGGGAUGUGACACAAUUCUUCCACGAGAGGUUUUGUUGAAGGUGGUGGAAAACGCUGUCUCAGGCGCUGCUCCAGAAUCUCCCAUAUUGGGUGGAAAUCUGGUGACACACACACACACCCUUUAAACCCCCUAUGCUCCUUUGAGACCCCUCUUUCAAAGACACUGGGCAACUGGGCUUUUUAUACAUAACCAUGAGCAUGAUGGGAUAUUAAUUAAUCUCAAUUGUUUCCUUUAUUUUGGCAGUUACCUGUAGCUAAUCUAUUGCAUAGGAUUAGGAUCUGGGUAACCAGCAGGUUUCCUUCUUUCUUUUGGCUACACCGGUUGACGCCGUUCGUCAUUCCGUUGGCCGCUCUCUCGCGCAAAGAACCCCGCUCGGUGACACGGUAUAGCCAUACCUAUUGCCACCUGCUAGGGACGCAGUCCAAGAGUAUCAAGCAUGUUUUGCAAGAAUCAUUAUGCUCAUAUGCCUUCGACCCAUUCAUUAAGAGAUAUCAUUACGAGUUAACUGGGACACUCUCUGCCCCCCCGUGGCGUUAUCACACCCUGGGGUGAGCAUGACACGCGUGUGCUGGCACUUCAAACCGGUCCCUGAGAACCCGCCCUCCGUAUCUAUCCAGACUGACUCGAGAAGACAGACUGUUAGAAGCGUCUUCCCUAUAAUGGUUCUUUGGAGACCCCGCACCUACAUGGUGAUUACGCACCACUAGGGGUGGAAGCAACGGCACACCCUCUCAAGGGUAAUGCCCUAUGCUUUUUCUCUCUCCUAGGCCUGACACCCCCGACUCUAAGCAGAGCGAGGUAACAUCUUCGUCUUCCGCGAUGACCAGGUACGUCCUGGUUAGCGGAGACCACUCUCCUGCUCUAAAACCAGUCCUGGUAACCACCGUUAUGCAGGGAUCCACGGACCCUAACAUACGGAAAGAUUUGCACCCUCACCCAGUAGCCGUGACCCUCUGAGCAUAGCCCGUGGGAGGAUAAAUCUGAAUGCGACAAACCGGCCACUCAAGAUCUUUCACGAUCCAGAGUGCCAGUGCCCCUCAUACACGCCCAUUGUUUGGAGAAACAAACAAUCUGUUUUUUUGGAGAAGUGUUGUGACCUACACAGAUCAUUCCUUAAAUGCUCUGUAUGCUUCAUUGCAGGACUUUGGACAGAGGGAAGAUCUCCAAAGGUCCAGUUGACUGCUAUCUCGCCCUGUCACACAGGCCUCGACAGUUACACAGUAGGGUAACACCCUCUGUGAUGUUGUUUUGAGGGCCAUCCUACGCAAAGACCACCUCAUAGGGACUCUCUAUUGGAUUGAGGCUUUGCUAUGGGAACUAUUGAGCGGGAAUGUAUUAUUACUUUCUCUUUCUAACACCCUUACGUCUUGCCUAAUGGUUUGCAAAACGAGUUGAGGGGCUCCAGCUCACUAGCAACCAACCUCUGCGGGUUUUUUGGGCACCUCCCUGGCUUCAGAGAGCAUGUCUGUGUUAUGGGAGUUGGCCAUAUCCCAUAAGUGACACAUCGAAACGAGUAUUAGAAAUAGAACUUUGGGUUACUUGCGUAACCCCGGUUCUAUGAUAAUAUGAGUGAGAUGUGUCACCGCUUUUCCCUGUUCGCAAGAGCGCAAGGAAGAGGCAUGCUUGAAAAUGACCAGUUGGCUGGCGAGUGGCUCCCUUUAUGGAGGAGAGGGGCUCAUCUCAUUCGCCACUCGACCAGUCUGUCUUCAACAGACACUGUGUGAUUGGAUACUUCGAGCCUGUGACCCGCCCCUUAGGCAUAUCCCAUAAGUGACACAUGUCACUGGUAUUCUCAUAGAAUCGGGGUUACGCAAGUGUGAUGUGAUGAGGAUCCUGCAGUUGGUAUGUUUCCCUAGGCUAAAGUGUGGAAUGAACAUAAUCUUUCUCUCCUGCCAGGUUGAAUCUUCGUGAGCUUGGCCCACUCGCAGUUCACAUGCGUUGGUUUGUAUGGCUAAUGGCUGCUGCAGGAACGAUAUAUGUCUUCAACUACCAUGAAAAGUGAGUAUAAUAACCUUUUUACAAUUUAAUUAUUAUGCUUUUUUUGCAAUGUAAAUAUUAUUUUUUUAAACUAAAUCUUCAGUGGAGUAAUUGGAUAUGUACAGACUACGGCCUCAAUGAAUCCUAUAACAAUGAAGCUGACAAACAGGGCCAUUGUUAUAUCUGCUAAGCAUCAUCACUUUUGUUGCUGUCAAUGUUGUACUUUUUUUGGUGAUAAAGUAGGUCUGUUUUAAUAUGGAAUAUUCUAUGUGUUUCUUUGUUCUAGGUAUAAAGUUGUUGAGCUCGCCUUCUAUUUGACUAUGGGUUUUUUCCCUGCGUUGGUUGUGACAUCAAUGGUAACGUACUCCGUUUUACAUAUUGACUUUCUGCUGUAAUCUCCUUACUCAGUCACCACCCACACUCACAGCGCUAGUGGCAGUGCUGCUUACAUUUGCAUCUGCUGCUUACUGUUUGCUUUGACACUCUGUCUCGAGGUAUCUGGCAGAUGCAUUAAACAUGACCGAUUUUACAUAGCUUAAUUAAAAUGGCCCUAGAAUAUCUGGUAUCUGUCAAUUCCACCAAACCAGUGUCUACAUAUGUGAAAACAGUGUGUUUCUAUGAUCUGUGGUUAGAAAGAUAAGAACAAAGCUCCUAAAGAAAAUGCUUUUCUGUGACAUCACAGGGUAGGAUUAAAAAAAUAAAAGCGGUGAUUUUCAAAACCUGCAAUGAGUUUCUGCCCAAGGGAGGGUCUUUUCUUGGUCCCCACAUCAACAUCAAUCUCAUAGUGUUUGAAAAUCACUGUUUUUAAAAUGGUUUGAACUUUUGAUGAUGUCAUCGGGUAGAACUUUUAACUUCAUUUUUUUCUACAAAACAUUAGAAACGCGCUGUUUGCCAUUGUGUUGACACUGGAAUUGUACUGGAGAUAAUGAAAAUGAGGUUGGAAAGUGGUGGAGUUGCCCUUUAAGGUGCUCUAUUGUUUUGCACCUUUGUAAAGCCUACUGUCAUCAGGUGUUUUUGCUAAAAACAUCAAGUUAAUGAAUUUGUUAAUGUGUGUAUUAGUUACUUACUAUACAUUAUCAGUAGCAUCCAUCACCAAGGCGUAGUGAUCACAGCCUCCAUCACCAUCCUUCACUUGUGUACCACUAUAUCCCUCAAACUCAACUCUGGACCUUGAAGCCAGUCCCACUGCAUUUUUUCAUUGUUCCCCUCUAAUCAGGGACUGAUUUAGACCUGGGACACCAGCUGUGUGCUAUUUAAUUAUUAGGUAGGACAGAAAACCAGCAGGCUCCAGACCUCGUAGGGUAAAAGAGUUGAAUACCCCUGCACAAUAUAAUCAGCAGAAUAUCUGUUGUUCAGCCUCCUAUGCCCCCUUGUGGACUUCUUGUGGUAGUUCACUCAGACUCCAAAGGUUUUUGGUAUUUGUAUUACAGUACUAUAUGCUGAACCUUGGAGAAUAAUAUUAUAGUCCUUUACAUUAGAUUUUUCCCCAAAUUUUCCACAGAACAACACGGAUGGACUGUACGAGUUGGCCUGUGGGGGACUCAUCUAUUGCCUGGGCGUGUUCUUCUUCAAGUCGGACGGGGUCAUCCCGUUUGCCCAUGCCAUCUGGCACGUGUUUGUGGCGCUGGCUGCAGCCGUGCACUACUACGCUAUCUGGAAGUACCUCUACAGGAGUCCCCCUGCUAAUACUAUUCGGGACGCCUGACCCCCACCGCGUCAAGUAGGCUAACUGAAAACACAGUGCCCUCCUGUGCCUCUCGACAGAGGCACCAGCACAUAGACUCCCACAACUGCCCACCGAGGCUGCAACCACAGCCGGAACGUUUACGAAAACGACCAUGCAUUGUUUACUGUUUUCGGGUGGGGAACAGUUUUUUCGGUUUAUCUUUGACUGUACAAACCUUGAACAAAGGCUACUUGUAAUUCUGCUUUUGUACAACUGUUGUUCAGUUGGAACCCCCAAACAACUAAAAUGAUCAACUUUUGACUUCCAUUUGGCAAUUGUUCUCAUCUUCUGCACGUAAUGAUACAUUGGGCCGAAUUGAUCUCAGUGUUUUGUAUCAAGUGAAAGUCGGCCACAUUCCAUACUUAGUAUCAUCUGUCAAUUGUAGUGAUUCUGUCAGUCAUCUUAUUGAUUGAAAAGCAGUUGGGAAGGACAUUCAAUUGAAUUGGGCUUUUCACUCAGAGGUAAAUGUGCACUGUACACAUUGGACACAAAAUGUCUGAAUCAGUAUCUAAGUGAAGACUUAUUUUUCUGAAGCACUUUUGUAUGAUAAGAACCACAAAGAACCAUUGGAUAUGCUGUUUAAUAAGUACUCUGAUUUGUGGAAUUGUAUCCUUUCUCACAAAUAUGGAGCGCUCAGAAGCUGAGUAUUUGAGUUGUUAUAGCCUUUAAAAAAGGGUCUCUGUGAUUGGACUGAACUUCCAGAAAGAUACAGUAUCUACAGUACAUCUGAGAUGUACAGUACUUCUGCACAGACUAUCACUGCUGCCACACUUAUGGUACAGUAGAUAGUUCCAGUAUAUCACACACUUCCUGAUUAAAAACUCUCCUCACAUCCUAAAUUACCCUUCUGUUCUUUGUAUUCAUUUUCACCUGUUAUGUGUUUUCGGAUCUUCAAUGGUACUGCAUUCCCUACCUUUCUUUUGAGGAGUAUUUGCCAUUUCAGUUGAGAAACUAUGAAGACCAGUACCAUUAUACUCUGAGGUUGAAUUGAUUGAGAAACUCAUCAUGUACAACCAACCCUAUAAUGAUUUUUAAUGGUUGGUAGAUUUAUCCAUUUUUAGCUUUGUGUCUCAAAUGAAUUCUCACUUGUUUCUCAAAUUGCCAGAGACAGUUUUUGGAACAAGUGUUCACACAUGUUCCUUGUGUAAAACACUGUACAGCCCUUGGUGAGCAUGCCUUUGUUUCCCCUCCCUGACAUCUUGUUAGCUAUGCUAAGUGGAGAAAUCAGAUGAUUUUGUUAAGGAUUGUAGAUUUUCUGAAAUGUCUUGCUCCCUUUACCACAAUGUUUUGUAAUAUUUGUAUAUUCUGUUUUGGCACAUGAUCCCGUACUGGCCUUUGUAGGGAAAACAUCUGCUUCUUGUUAACUCUCUACUUUAUCCAUUGGGUGUUUUGGUGCUGUACAUAUAGAAAACAAUUUUCACUCUGUAAGAAAUAGGCCACUAAUGUGUUGAUAAAAAAUAAAUGCCCUCAACAUCGUUA